Scutellospora calospora is the source of this 249-nucleotide messenger RNA. Lineage: Eukaryota; Fungi; Glomeromycota; Glomeromycetes; Diversisporales; Gigasporaceae. The record is from the annotation of a GenBank genome assembly.
GCAGAUAAUGCCAAAGAAGUAUUUAAUGAAGAAUAUAAUAAACAAAAAAGUGAUGAGAUAAGCAAUAAUUCUGAUGAACAAGAAAUAGAAGUGAAUAAAAUGAGUAUAGAAACAUCAAAUAUAAAGAAAUCACCUAGAUUAGAGCUUAUAGAAGUAGAAAUAACCUCAGUUGAAACCCAAUAUAAAACAAAAGCAAUAACAACAACUAAAAACAUAGCAAAGAGUAUGGAAGGAAUUAAAACAACUUAA